Messenger RNA from Oncorhynchus keta (chum salmon), 5480 nucleotides. RefSeq names its product SRSF protein kinase 2-like. The transcript has 15 exons. Gene Ontology annotation, biological process: regulation of mRNA processing; spliceosomal complex assembly; protein phosphorylation. Gene Ontology annotation, molecular function: ATP binding; protein kinase activity. NCBI's taxonomy places the organism in Eukaryota, Metazoa, Chordata, Actinopteri, Salmoniformes, Salmonidae. The record is from RefSeq and is a predicted model, not a curated record. Bases 619 to 3189 code for a protein of 856 amino acids.
GCAGAGCUGCAGAAGGCCUGCUAGAGCCAGCUACUGCUGUUACAGAGAGAGAGAGAGAGAGAGAGAGAGACACACACAAAGAGAGACAGAGAGAGACAGAGAAAGAGAGAGAGAGACCGAGACAAGGAGGAGGAGAGAGACAGACACACCGGAUUGAGACUGGGAGCUUGUGUGUUCAUUUCAUCACCCAUUUAAGAACCAAGCAAGGAAGACAGAGGACGGCAGGAAGGAGAUUGAAAAAACAGCAGCCUCUGAAAAAGCGAAAGUGAGAGGUAAAGGAAGGGAGGAAGGAAGAGGGGUCUGAGGAGGGGUGUCUGACAUUGCUCGUCUCGCUUGACAGGCAGCAAGAUUUCUGCUUAGCCAGCCCACAUCUGCUUUUUUUUCCUUUUCCUCUUUCUUGGAGCGUUGUCCUCCAUCCUUUCUUUUCCUCUGAGCAAGAGGGAAAGAGAGCGUGAGAGAGGAGGAGGAGGAGGAGGGGAGGCAGCCCCCCCCUUUACACAGACACACAGCACAGAACGAAAGGAGAGAGGACGAAGCAGAGGAAACAGAGAGCCCGUUUUGUCGUUCCUUGCCGUCUCUGUCGUCCCUCGGCGAGCGAGCGGCUAACAGGCACCGCUCAUGUCCGUGAACUCUGAGAAAUCCUCGUCCCCCGAAAGGCCUGAGACCCAGCAAAAAGCCCCAGUGUCUGCCCCCCCUCUCCCGCCGCCCCCUCCACCCCCUCCUGAGCCGGCCGUCCCCCCAGAGCCAGAGGAGGAGAUCCUAGGCUCUGACGAUGAGGAGCAGGAGGACCCCGCAGACUACUGCAAAGGUGGAUACCAUCCGGUGAAGAUAGGGGACUUGUUCAACGGGAGGUACCACGUAAUACGCAAGCUGGGCUGGGGUCACUUCUCCACUGUGUGGCUGUGCUGGGACAUCCAGGUGAAGAACUUUGUGGCGAUGAAGGUGGUGAAGAGUGCUCAGCACUACACAGAGACAGCCCUGGAUGAGAUCAAACUGCUCAGAUGUGUGAGAGAGAGUGACCCCUCUGACCAAAACAAAGAGAUGGUGGUUCAGCUGAUUGACGACUUCAAGAUCUCUGGAAUUAACGGAAUACAUGUGUGUAUGGUGUUUGAGGUUCUGGGGCACCACCUUUUAAAAUGGAUCAUCAAGUCCAACUACCAGGGUCUUCCUCUACCCUGUGUCAAGAGUAUUAUCAAACAGGUUCUGCAGGGCUUGGACUACCUCCACAGCAAGUGUAAGAUCGUCCACACGGACAUCAAGCCGGAGAACAUCCUGAUGUGUGUGGACGAUGCGUUUGUCCGUCGCAUGGCCGUGGAGGCAACAGAAUGGCAGAAGGCCGGGGCGCCCCCACCCUCUGGAUCAGCAGUCAGCACAGCACCACAGGUCAAACCGGUGGGGAAGAUCUCGAAGAACAAGAAGAAGAAGCUGAAGAAGAAGCAGAAGCGUCAGACCGAGCUGUUGGAGAGACGCAUGCUGGAGAUCGAGGCCCUGGAGAAAGAGGCUGAGAAACAGAGGGCCACAGAGGGCCCCGAAGGUGAGGGGUUGACCCACUCCCCAAAACACGCACCCCGCAACGCGGCACUGGGGCCCGCCGUCGCACUGGGUGAGAGCGAUGACGACGAUGAUGACGAUGAAGAGGAUGGAGACGAGGAGGAGGAAGGAGAGGCAGAGAGGGAGAGGCCCACCAGGCUAACCAAUCACACCUGUGCUGCCCUACCCCAGGAGCAGUCAGAGGUUCCCCCCAUGCCAGAGGCAGCAGCAGAGCAGGAGGGGGAGCCCACCCCCAGCCCUGCUCCAGAGACAGAGACACAGACCCCCACACCCACUCCCACCACACCUGGGGAUGGCAACACAGCCAAUCCAGAGGGCCAGGCCGAGGAGGAGGACGAGAAGGAGGAUUGGAAAGAGGCCGUAAAGGAAGAGAAGGAGGAAGAGGAGGAGGAUGGGGAAGAUGACGAAGAGGACUUGGUUACAGCUCCGGCCGAGCCGCCGCCGGCGGUAGAGAAAGAGGAGAAGGAGGGGAGAACAGAGGAGGAGGAGAAGGGUGAGGAGACCAAGGAGCAGGAAACGGACAAAGAGGAAGAGGACGACGACGACGAUGACGACGAUGAUGACGAUGAUGAUGAUGAUGAGGAAGAAGACGAUGACGCCGAUGAAACAGAGACUGGCGUUGACGACCUCAGCAACUCCACCUCCACCACCACGGGCCAGAACAACAACACCCACAAAACCAACGGCCACGUCCUACUGGGGGGUGAGGAGAGGGAGAGGGAGAGAGGUCCCAGAGCCAACCAUCCAGUCCCUACCUCCUCCCCCAUCCAUCUGCACUGCCCCCUGGUGGAGUCAGAGUUCAGCUGCACGGACAGGGACCAAAGCUCCCUCAGCUCCUUCUAUGAGCUCUUCAACGGCGAGGUGGUUACGCCAGGCCUGACCAACGGGGCGCAGCGCCACAGGGGCACGGCGCCACGCUUCCCAGAGUUGCCGCUGGACCCCGACCCGGGAAUCACCGUCACAGUGGGCGGAGCAGGUCAACCGGGGGGCGCGACCUCCCCUCACAGCCCCUCUGCAGACCGCAGCCGUACUGUGUCGUUGUCUAGCACCGGGGACAUGCCUAAAGAUGAUGUGGUUCUAGCCAAGGCCAAAGCAGCAGACCUGCUGGUCAACCCCCUGGACCCCCGCAACGCUGACACACUCCGAGUCAAGAUAGCUGACCUGGGCAACGCCUGCUGGGUGCACAAACACUUCACAGAGGACAUCCAGACCAGACAGUACCGCUCCAUAGAGGUCCUGAUAGGAGCUGGCUACAGCACUCCUGCUGACAUUUGGAGCACCGCCUGCAUGGCGUUUGAGCUGGCUACAGGAGACUACCUGUUUGAGCCCCACUCUGGAGAGGACUACUCCCGGGAUGAGGAUCACAUCGCUCUGAUCACGGAGCUUCUGGGGAAGGUUCCACGCAAAGUGGUCGCCGCCGGGAGGUACAGCCGAGAGUUUUUCUCCAAGAAAGGUGAGCUGAGGCACAUCACCAAGCUGAAGCCCUGGUCCCUGUUUGAUGUGUUGGUGGAGAAGUACGGCUGGGCCCCUGAGGAUGCCGGCCACUUCACCCACUUCCUGCUGCCCAUGCUGGAGAUGGUCCCCGAAAAGAGGGCCUCGGCUGGGGACUGCCUCAGCCACCCCUGGCUCAACUCGUAGCGGCACCAGCCCCCCCCACACACUGCUCAAAGCUAGGCACUCAAGACUGGAGGGAGAGGGGGGAGGAGGAGAGGGAAAUGGGAGACUUUCUUGGUCCUGCCCUGCCUCGCCCUGAGCCCUCCACACACACACACAUAUACACACACACAUAGGUAUGCACACAUGUAAAACAGACACCCGCAGAGCCUCAGCAGGUAGAAACAACAAGGCUGUCAUCGACCAGAUAGAGAAAAGCUGCCCCUCUGCGGUCCUCCCCAUAAGUCCCAUACAACCCCUCACAGGAGGAAUAGAGCGGCCCAGGAAUGGAGUUGGACGGAGUUAAACUUCCACGAUUCUAGACAGGUAGGACAGAGAUCCCUGCACAACAUGGGGAGCAGCCAUGGUCAGGACUGUGUCUUCCAAGACAUCUCCUACUUAGAAAGGCCAUGCAGUCUGAACAGAAACUAACCCGCUCAUAUGAAUGGGUUGUCCUGACCAGUCUUAUCCUGAACCUAGACCUGUCCUCCACCCUGGGAUUCCUAUUGGCAGUCAAUGAGCACCACAGAAUGCUGACUGUGUGAUAGCUCCAUCUGCCUGACCUUACAACAGCACGGCCUAAACCUGCUGAGGCAGAAGUGUGUGUAUGUGUGUAUGUGUGUGUGUUAUUAGUCUGGGUCUGCACUGCACAUUCUGUAGGUGCAACAGGCAAGUGUAUGUACAUCCCUCUCCUACAAAGGCACAACAAGACUUCCAAAUUAGGAGUCGGCCCUUCACAUUACUCCUCUCAUCCCUCUCCAGCCCCUGCCCCCUCCCUCACUCUGCAGGAGUACUGUGCCCCCCACCCCUGCCCAGGACUGAAGCAGUGUUGUUGAACUGUUUACAUCCCCCCCAAAGACCCAGUCCCCUGCCCUGUUCAGCCCCCCUAGCCACCCAGCCAACAACACAGCUCCAGUCCCAUCCCCAGCCACCAGGGUGUCCCAGAACUGAACUGCUACCACACAGACAGACAUACAGACAGACAGGGCAUGGAACAAACAAAGAUCCUAAAGACUGAUACUCGAUGAGCCGGACUGCUUGAUCUGUAAAGAGUUUAACUGUUGGGAAAAGGAGUGACGUGUACGGAGAGGCUGAUUGACAGGAAGGGGUGAUGAUGGUAAUGAUGGACGGAUGUUACUUAAGAGUUGUACAUUUCAUUGGUUUGUUUGUUUUAGUUUUCUUCCUGUCUUUUUAUUUCAAAAAGUGAAAGGAGUCACCUUUUUGGUGCCCCGUGUGAGGUUAUCCAAAGUCCAUUUUUUCCUUUUUCGAAUCCUCCCUCCCUUUGACAUUCCUGAUUCAGUCACACCAUUCCUGACCUCUUUUCAUUUUUAUCCGUAAAACAAGAACAAUCCUUAUGAGUCCCUGUGGCGUGGCACGUUUACCAGAUAUGAUUAUUCCCCCCUGUAACAUUCACAGGAAAACCUCAAACUUGAUCCUUAGCUUCUCCAGAAGGGGUUAGUCAAAUGGAGGUUGCACUUGUCUUUGUAGAUGUUGUUCAGGGAUAUAUCUUUGUACAUAACUCUGAGAUCUGGUUCUGGAGAUAAGACCGACUUACAGAAAUGAAGAAAAAAAACACAUGCAUCAUUCCUAAAAGAGGCUGUGACAUGGACAUGGAUCUGUCCUCCAGAGCAGACAGUGGCGAGAGGCUGAGCCAUUCUGGAGGCCACCAGAAUAUGAAACUGUGCCACUCUGUGGCUGAUGAGGGUACUGCAUUCCUGCACACUGCAGCGCCUCUCAGUGCCAAUGCUUCUACGUUCCACUCCACUUCUCUCUCUCUCUCACACUCAUCACAAUUAGUCCAGUUGCCUAUUUUUCGCAAUAAAAUAAAAGUGAGUAUAAGUAAAUGGUGAGAUAUUUUUUAAAAUAUUUAAUUAAUUUAAAGAAGAAAAAAAAGAUACAAAAAUUAUCUGGUUGUUGUGAAAGUGACCGAAUCUCGUCCUGUUGAGGUGAUUGUGUUUGUCUGUUUUAGAGAUGUUAUUUCUUUUGUAAUUAUUAUUGUUAUAUUAUUAUUACUGUAAUUGAUCUGAUUAGUUAUUUUUUACUCAGUUGUCACCUCUUCCUCCCCUCUUACAUGAACAGUGCUGCUCUAUUUGGACUUGUGACGGUGAUGAAAUUGAUCAAACAUUUUUGCAAUAAUAGUAAAUUAUGAUUUUUUUGCACCAAAAGCUCCUGAUCUCACUCUCAGCCAUGCUGACUGUUCUUCCUGACAUCGAUAGAAUCGCGUCUCUUUUCUGUGUUUUUCAUUGACAGAUUUAAUAAAAUUGUAAAUUAAUGGA